Neocloeon triangulifer is the source of this 2553-nucleotide messenger RNA. Its product is annotated as ribonuclease H2 subunit A. Gene Ontology annotation, biological process: mismatch repair; DNA replication, removal of RNA primer. NCBI's taxonomy places the organism in Eukaryota, Metazoa, Arthropoda, Insecta, Ephemeroptera, Baetidae. Gene Ontology annotation, molecular function: RNA-DNA hybrid ribonuclease activity; RNA binding. The transcript is spliced from 7 exons. The record is from RefSeq and is a predicted model, not a curated record. Gene Ontology annotation, cellular component: ribonuclease H2 complex. The coding region runs from base 122 to 1072 and encodes 316 amino acids.
CGUGAUCAGUCGACCACAUGUGAAAUCGGGAGACAAAGACCGCCAAAAGGCUGCUAAACAUUGUUUUUUCGCCGAAUUUAAUUGAUUUUGGAGCUGUUCUAGCCGGGCUUGCACACACACGAUGUCGAGCGUCGUGAAACUAGAGCCGGCAAACGCCGAGGACUUUGAGUCUCCGAUUUCGAACAAUGACAACGCCAAGAACUUGAUCUUGUCCUCUCCUGUGCCUGAGAUCUGCAAGAAUGAGCCCUGCACGUUGGGCAUCGACGAAGCCGGACGAGGGCCCGUCCUGGGACCCAUGGUCUACGGUAUUUGCUACUGUCCCCUCGCCUACGAAAGCGAGCUGAAGGCCCUCGGAGCCGUGGACUCAAAAAGCAUUGACGAGAAGAAAAGGGAGGAGAUGUUUGAGAAACUCUGCAAACACCCUGACCAGAUUGGGUGGUCUGUCGAAGUGAUUUCGCCCACCACCAUUUCAAAUGACAUGCUUAGGAGAUCUAAAAUUUCUCUGAAUGAAUUGUCCCACAAUGCGGCCAUUCAGCUGGUGCAAAGAGCCAUCGAGGAUGGGGCCAACAUCAAAGAGGUCUAUGUGGACACUGUUGGGCCUCCAGAAAAAUACCAGGACAAACUGAGCAAAAUUUUCCCUGACAUCAAAGUCACGGUGGCCAAAAAGGCCGACGCCACUUAUCCAAUUGUCAGCGCUGCUAGUAUCUGUGCUAAGGUCUGCCGAGACAAGGCUGUCCACCACUGGAAGUUCAAAGAGAACGUUCAGAUGAAUGGUGAUGCUUGGGGCAGUGGAUACCCCGCAGACCCUGUGACGAAAAAGUUUCUUCAGGAGAAUAUAGACUCAAUUUUUGGAUUCCCUCAGCUUGUCCGAUUCAGCUGGUCGACGGCUGAUAAAAUCAUCGAGGAGAAGUGCGUCACUGUCGAAUGGAGUGAUGAUGAGGAUGAAGGCGCACCGAAAAAAGUGGCAAAAAUUCAAUCAUUCUUUUCUUCAUCAAACGCUGCCAAACAACCGCAACUUGGCCACAAAUUUUUCACUGAAAGAAAACUGAAGAGAGCAACAGAUUUGUUUUAAAAAAGAUCAAAUGUGCGCGAGUGACGAGUGCUUUUCCGAUGAAAACCACCAGAGAUUCCAAAAGUAUAAAAUUUGAAGCAACUUCUUGUGAAAAGUGCGUGCUUAGAAUAGAGGAAAUUAAAAGUAAGCAAUAAAUUUAGGAGAACAUAAAUUAUGAAUGAAAUAAUUGAUAAACAAAGUUCGUAGAAAUACGCAAAAUUUAAUUUAUAAAUAACAAUAAAGUGCUUAGAUUAAGAUUGAUUAAGAUGAAAAAAAUAAUUAUAAAUUUGCUUAAUAAGAAAGUAUAUUAUUAUAAUUUAAUAAAUUUGUUAAAAACAAACUUCAAAUAUUCACUAAAAAAUUUGAAAAGAUUUUAAUAAAAAAAUUAAUUUCAAGAAGAUAAUGUAUCAAAAUACUCUUUAAAUUUUAGCAUUUUUUUUAUUAUACAUAAAAAAACAGCGAUUCAGAUCCAUCUUCGCACCAUCCAUAAAUCUCACUUGCAAACUUCCUCCGACAAAGUUACACCGACGCGUUGAGAGAUCAAAAAGUUGUUGUUUGCAACCGGCCGCACCUCGUUGUCAUGCGGGCUGCAUACUCGCGUGAUUUAAGGCGUUCGACGGAUGAAAAAUUGCUAUCGAUGUAACGUGCCAAUAUUAUAAAAAUGAUCUUACAAAGGUGAUAAUUUCCUACAAUAUUUGACCUGUAAAUACCGACUCAUGAUUUAGAACAAGCUACACUGAGAAAAAGUUUUACCAAAUUGAGUGAAAUUAAUGCAAAUUUUGACGUUAAGAUUUUCAUUUUGCAGUUUGAUUUCAAUGAUAUGAUACAUUUAUAAAUUUUAAGAGGAAAAAUUAGCAAACAUAAUCCGAUGAAAUUUAAUUCAUUUAGUUUCUCUUAUUAUAUAAUUUGUUAUUAAAUAAUUUAUUUGAAUAUUAUUUAUUUUUCUGGAAGUGAAAUAUGAAUAUUAUUUAAAAAAUUUAUCCCUAAAAAGAGGAAUGAUUGUCUCGAAAAUUGCUACAAAAUUGACCUCGAUGGUCCUUCGAGCAAAUAAAUGAAAGAAUACCGGGAAUAAUUUUCCAUUUUUCUGCUUGAAAUGUAUUUAAAGGAAGUAUGCAUUGUCUGUUUUGGGAGUUGUGUUUUGCGAAGCGGAAGGCAUGUAUUGAAGGCGACGUUAAAAGCCUGUUGGGAUUACAUUUGAUGGCUGAUUCGAUAUGUUAGCGCCGAACUCAUCUUUCACGCCAUCUCGCAGGCUUUCACGUCACACGCGGCGGAAAGUGAUUUUUGGCGCCGAGUGUCAUCUCGAAUGAGUGAUGAAAGCGCGAAACAUCGCCUUUGUGCACACGCUGAUGGAAUUCGCUGCUUUUAAUCAGCGCCGGUUUGAUUCGAUUUUCCUCGACAAGACGAACGCGAUUCCUUGCACCGACUGCCUUCUGAUUGCCUCUGGAUUCGUUUGAAGAAAUAAAAAACUUAAUAAGGAAAACUUUUUGAUCAAAAGCAAGAUG